Messenger RNA from Callorhinchus milii (elephant shark), 1980 nucleotides. RefSeq lists its product as uncharacterized. The record is from RefSeq and is a predicted model, not a curated record. The transcript is spliced from 10 exons. Lineage: Eukaryota; Metazoa; Chordata; Chondrichthyes; Chimaeriformes; Callorhinchidae. Bases 328 to 1299 code for a protein of 323 amino acids.
UAUUACUACCUCCUUAAAAAAAUACUGCAAUGCGUUUUGUGUGUGCAGCACAUUAAGAGAAACUGGUUGGGAGAUAAGAGUAUUUGCUUUCGGUGGAAGUGGGACAAUGCAUUAUUUAUCCUCAGGAGUGAAAACGUUAUUUUUCUAUCCAAUUUUUUUUAACAUUUUAUAAAAAAAAACUUCCUCUUGUGCCAAACACAUGAAAAUAAACUUGUGAAUUGGUGGAAAUGACGCAGACUGGAUUUAUAGUCCGGAUGUGAUCUGGUUUGAGGAGGCACUGGGUUUGGGGACAGGGAUAUUGACUGUAGGAUACAGGUGGACCUGAAGAUGAACGAGGACAGGGAGAGCGUGAGGCCUGACUGCACUGGUGAGAAUGACGUUUUGUUACCGAACCUGAGACCUCGACACUGUGAACUGAUCCAAACACCAUGUGGCCCAAGAAAGGCCUGGGCGGAGCUGUCUGUACCUGUGAAGAUUUAUUUCUGUUUUGCUAUCGUUUCUGCUCUGGUUGCCUUCGUUCUCACAAUUUACAGUAUUUCGUUGCAGGAAUUGACAGACUCCCCCAUCUCUAUCAUACAGGCUAUUGGAAUAGUCUUCUGCUGUUACUAUGUGGUUCGUGGCAUCUUCCAGGAGAACCAGCAGGAGUUGGGGGCCUUUGUUGCCUCCGUGCUUUUUGUGAUGAUUCGCUCCGUGGUGAACUUUGCCGUCGCCACCCCAGAGGAAAGAGCAGACUUUGAGAUCCGCUUCUGGUUCCUUAUCGUUGUCGGAUUUAUCGACAUCGUCUGUGCCCUGUGGCUGAUGUGUAGCCUUAACAUGAUGGCUUUCCGGGUGAGUGGAGCGUACGAGCAAUCACAGUCGCUCUAUUGGAUGAAGAACCUGUGCUCUUCCUUGGUGACGUUUGACCUCCAAGGCCAGCUAUGCCUGUGUGUCUUGUUCUUGACUGCGGGAGUCAAUCGGAUCUCGACAGUGCACUACGUUAUCCUGGGCGUGGGAAUCUUCUGGGCAUUUCUAAAGGCGGCCAUUGGCCUUAGAGCCAUCUUAAAGGAGAAGAAGGUCCUCGCGUGGGCUUUCAUGAUAUUGAAUGUGCCGGAGUUGGUCUACCUGUGCUACCUGCUAUACGUGGUUAUUGACAAAUGGGAUUGCAAAGGCAGCUGCGUGCUGGAAGCUGGGACGGUGACUGGUACUGUGAUCUCAGUCGGCAUUAAGGUCGGACUGUUUUGGUCUGUGGUCAAGUUCGUCAGAUCCUUUGAACAUGAGCUGAGGAGGGUGUUUACUUCCGCGGAGGGGACAAAUACGUAAUCCCAGGAUAACCUCGAGGGUCCAAUCCGUCACAGGAACCGAUUCGUGCCAAACAUUCCCUCUCAAGUGCUGAAUUGUCGGUCUCAGUGAUGAAAUCAGGUGGUAGUUGUUUAACAGCAAAAUGCUUCUGUUGCUAAUCCCGCUAAUUGUCCUAGAGAACAUAAUAAGACACUUUCCAUUGCUACUACAUGGGUUGAGGAUCAUUUAAGGGGAUCGGAUAUUUGCCCCAAAACCUUUGGUUAGACUUUGCCGAAGAGGUCUGAAUCGUGGGAGUUACAGACGCCCAUUGAUAUAAUCCUUGCAUUUGUGCCUGAGGCUCACGGUUCCCUAACUCCGCUCACGGUUUCCUGGCGCCUGAACACAAGGUCACGUUCAAGCGAAGCUUUUGAUCUGAGUAAUUGGCCGGGAUGUGCUGUUUACAAAUCCCUUUGGAAAUCUCGCAAAUCAGAUCCUAAAGAUUCCAAAAGUCAGUGCACUUUAAGGUGUGGGUUUAAGUCUCGAUUCCUUCCACCUUGCCCCCUCCCUCCCCACCUUCAAAUCCCGCCUAAAGACCUUCCUUUUUGAUCGUGCUUACGGUCACCUCCCCCCCCCAGAGGGAUACAUAACCGAUGAGAAGUUAUGUAUUGUAUUUUUUAACCUGUGCCAGAAAAUAUUUUAAAAAUAAAAAUCGUGUUCGAAACG